Messenger RNA from Pseudogymnoascus verrucosus, 981 nucleotides. RefSeq lists its product as uncharacterized. Gene Ontology annotation, molecular function: RNA binding. Lineage: Eukaryota; Fungi; Ascomycota; Leotiomycetes; Thelebolales; Thelebolaceae. The record is from RefSeq and is a predicted model, not a curated record. The transcript has 2 exons. Bases 1 to 981 code for a protein of 326 amino acids.
AUGUCGGCCAACACUGUUUACGUCAAGAACAUCUCGAGUUCGACAUCGAAGAAGGAGGUAACUGACUUCUUCUCGUUCUGCGGAAAGAUCAAGUCCAUUGAAAUCACCUCCGGCGCAGACUCCCAAAGCGCAGAAGUUGUGUUCGAGAAGGAGACCGCAGCAAAGACAGCUCUUCUACUGGACAACACCCAGCUUGGAAAGUCCCAGGUUUCCGUGACCGGUGCCGAGGGUGCUAAGGAGUUCGAUGAGGCCCACCGCGAGAAGGACAGCGACGAGAUUACCCAGGAGGAGAAGCCCCGCUCCCGUAUCAUCGCCGAGUACCUCGCCCACGGCUACGUUAUCGGCGACCAAGCUUCGCAACGCGCGCUCGACCUUGACCACAAGCACGGUAUCUCCAGCCGCUUCCUGACUACGCUCCAAAACCUCGACAACAAGUACAAGGCCACCGAGAAGGCCAAGUCUGCGGACCAAUCCUACGGUAUCUCCACCAAGGCCCAAGGUCUCUUCCAGGGCCUAGCAUCAUACUACGAGAAGGCCGCCGAGACGCCAACCGGCCAGAAGGUUGUCCAGUUCUACUCCCAAACCCAGAAGCAGGUCGAGGAUAUCCACCGCGAGGCUCGCCGUCUCGCCGACCUCAAGAAGGAGGAAGCUGGCACCACUUGUAAGUGCGGAUCUGAUUCUUCUAUUUGCACCUGUGCCCCCGGCACCUGCGACUGCGCCGGAUGCGCGAAGUCCGGCAAGUCAAAGAAGGCAGUGCCAGGCACCGAUAAGACCACCUGCUCAUGCGGCGGCGACAACGAGAUCUGUUCCUGCGAAGUGGGCCAGUGUGCCUGCGCCUCGUGCCCAAAGGCAUCGAGGACUGAAGCCGCAAGCCAAGCCGCAAGCUCGGGCAAGACUACUUGUAACUGUGGAGGUGAUUCAAAGAACUGCUCGUGUGCAAAGGGCAAGUGUGCCUGCACCGGAUGUGGCAAGACUUCUUAG